Molecule: messenger RNA, 1515 nt
Organism: Phycomyces blakesleeanus NRRL 1555(-)
Lineage: Eukaryota; Fungi; Mucoromycota; Mucoromycetes; Mucorales; Phycomycetaceae
Exons: 4
Coding region: 1-1515 (504 amino acids)
Source: RefSeq, a predicted model, not a curated record
AUGGCAACUGGAGAUACUCCAGCUGUCUCUGACUUGAUGAACCUUAUGCAUCACAAUGCACAAUACGGCUGCUGCCAUUGUUUUGCACAUGGUGAAAGCAUUGCCAAGACCAUGUGCUUCCUGGAGAGCAAGGGUCCUGCCCCCAUGAGGGAUGUAGGGAGCAUUUGCAGAGCCGAAGGAAGUAGACCUGGUGGUGGGAGAUACAAUGCCUUUGCAGAGUUACCCACACUUACCUGUUCUGCUUUCUUUGGCCAGGACGAGAUGCACCUCCUAGAUCAUGGAACAGGGCAUCAGCUCUAUCAAGCCCUUGGUGGCAAAUUCUGCCCUGGGACUGCAGGCCUGGGCAGAAAAUCCCAUGGAAUGCACCUCCAAGAACGCCUGCAACGACUUGAGUACCCCUUUGCCCUGGAUGUUAGUCUAGAUGACAUCAAAAAAGCAGUGAGCACAUCCAGGGCAGAUAUACUGACGGCAUUUGCCAGUACGUGGAGGUCAAUGAAGGAAUCAAAUGGCAAGAGGAAGGCCAUCGAUUGGAUGGACUUCCUCUUGUUCAUUGUACCAACCGUGGUAAUCGACCACCUCUACUUUGCAGAUGCAAAGCAGACCGUGAGAGACCUGGUGCUGGCGUGCUCCAUUGUUCAACAAUGGAGCAUCACUGCCAGCAACAUUGUUGCUGUGGAGCAGGCAAUUGGCCGCUGGCACUCCUUCCUGAGGUGCAAGAUUUCAGACGGUAAGCUGAAAUCCAACAUAUUCGUGAUGAACCAGCACAUGCUGGUUCAUCUUGGUUUCAUGUUGCGGGAAAUGGGCCCUUUGCGGGCUUACAGCUGCCAUCUGAUAGAACGCAUGAUCAGUGCCUAUACCUCUGUGAUCAAGUCCAGGAAGGAGCCCGGAAAAAACAUGGAAAAUGUUCUUUUCCGGAUGGUGGCCAUCAGCCACUGCCACGGCAACCGUCCAGCCAGGACUGGACCAGCUGACAAAAGGACCAGCAACUUCGAGGUUGCAAGUGAUGAUGUUGCUGGUCCUCAGCUGUGGUCCAGUCCGACCAGGUAUAGCAUGGCCGAGUUGGCCAACACCAUUGGCAUGGAAUGGGAGGACCUCGUCCAACAGUUGUUGCCUUUCUGGGCAGGAGAAGGAGUUUCCUCCUUUGAGGAACAAGACUCAGUGGUUUGCACCACAAAGAUGUGGAAAGACUUGGUGGUUUACAGAGUCCGGUCCUCCUUUGACAGUAGACAUGUUCGAGCUAACAAUCUUGUUGUGCUCAAACAUAUUUAUGGAUUUGUCCGCAAAUUCUUUUCCCACACUGUCAAAGGAGUGACCAGGCUCUUUGCAGCCACCGAGAGUCUUUCCAACGUCAGGCCCUUGCUGGGCAUGCUCUUCCUUGUGUCGAGCAAUCACUCGCAGGGCGAGAUAAGGAUAGUGGACGUGAAGUCCUUCAAGGGGAUGGCUGGCCUCGUCCACAAUACUAAGGACGGGGCCAUUAGACAUAUCGUCUGGCCCUCGCUGACUCACAACCAGUAG